Molecule: messenger RNA, 690 nt
Organism: Symbiodinium pilosum
Lineage: Eukaryota; Dinophyceae; Suessiales; Symbiodiniaceae
Source: the annotation of a GenBank genome assembly
AUGUCAGAUGUAUUAGAACUGACUGCUGAGCUCCGUACAGACGUAGGGAAAGGUGCGAGCCGCCGCCUGCGUCGUGCGGGUAAAAGAGUUCCGGCAAUUAUUUAUGGUGGCGAAGAGUCCCCCCAGAACCUGACCCUGGCUGUGAACCAGCUGGUUAAGGUGAUGGAACAGGAAACUUUUUACUCGCAGAUCUUAAACGUCGUUGUUGAUGGUCAACCUACCAAGGCGGUUGUACGCGAUCUGCAGCGUGAUCCUGCGUCGAACAAAGUGCACCACGUGGACUUUCAACGCAUUGACAUGUCCAAAGUCAUGCACGCGACAGUGCCAAUCCACUUCAUUAACGAAGACAACUGUGUCGGCGUAAAAAUGAAUGGCGGUAGCAUUCUGCACAACAUGACCGAUGUUGAGAUCAGCUGUCUGCCGACAGAUCUACCUGAAUACAUUGAAGUGGACAUGAAGGAUGUAGAUGUUGGCUAUUCCAUACAUCUUUCUGGUCUGGCUUUACCAGCGGGUGUCUCCUUGUUGGCGUUCUCUCACGGCGAUGAUGAUCAGGAUCACGAUAUCCAGGUCGUGAGCGUGGAAGUCCUGCGUGGCAGCGAAGCGGCAGAAGACGAAGAUGCUGUAGAGCCAGCUGGCGAAGUUCCAACUGUCGCUGACGACGAUAAAGACAACGCAGACGACGAGUCUUAA